Molecule: messenger RNA, 5556 nt
Organism: Tigriopus californicus
Lineage: Eukaryota; Metazoa; Arthropoda; Copepoda; Harpacticoida; Harpacticidae
Gene: Liprin-alpha
Product: liprin-alpha-1-like
Exons: 12
Coding region: 591-4292 (1233 amino acids)
Biological process (GO): synapse organization
Cellular component (GO): presynaptic active zone
Molecular function (GO): protein binding
Source: RefSeq, a predicted model, not a curated record
CCCAGCUGUGUGUGGUGGAAGAGGUGCUCGCAGUCCUCGAAUGCCUCGUUCUCUUCCUUCAACGAGAGGCUAGAGCCGGGGAGAGCGAACCGGAGACGACUGACGCCGGACGGCGGGCAAACAGACGGACAGACGGAGGAGCGGACGGAGGACGCUCGAUCUAUCUAUCCAUGGAGUGAGAGCACGGCAGUGAUGAAACCACUCGCCUCUCAGUGAGUGUGUGAGAGAGUGAGUGAGGAACCCCCCCCUCCCCCCCGUGAUACUAUUACUACACUGUGUGUUCGUCCUCCUCACGGCACACCCCCUUCCGGCCACACCCACCUGCCUCACGGGGACGGAGUGGACUUCGAUGAGCCGGUGUCGGUGACGGCCGUGGUUCUGGAUGGCCGUCAUCGCAAGCCUCACGGGCUCAUAAAUAAGAUCCUCCUGCUCAUCUCCUCCGAAACUCCGAUCGUCUGACACAAUUGAUCGAGUUCGAGCCCAUCUUCAUAUCCUAGUGCGGUGGAGUGCGGGCGUGUCUCUGUGUUUGUAUUGGGGGUGGAGUAGUGAGUGACGCCCUAGGGGCGUGACGGCCCGGCCGCGGUCUCAUCAUGUGGAACAUGAUGUGCGAUGUGAUGCCCACCAUCUCGGAGGACUCGCUCUCGCAGCGAUCCUCCCAGUUUGGCGGGGACGAUGCCAAUUUCGAGCAACUCAUGGUGUCCAUGCUGGAUGAGCGCGAUAAAUUGGUGGACUCCCUGAAAAAUGAGCAAGAAAAGACCUCGGAAUUGGAGGCCAAACUCAAAGAGGUCGAGAAAGAGCGAGGUUCGCUUCAGCGACAACUCAAUCAAAAUUUGCCGCAGGAGUUUGCAACCCUCACCAAAGAGCUGAAUCAAUCCCGAGAGCAAGUCCUUGAAAAGGACGAGGAGAUCACCGAGCUCAAAGCCGAACGAAACAAUACCCGGCUACUCUUGGAGCAUUUAGAGUGCCUUGUGUCUCGACAUGAGCGAUCGCUUCGGAUGACGGUCGUGAAACGACAAGCUGCCUCACAAUCCGGCGUUUCGAGUGAAGUGGAAGUGCUGAAAGCCCUGAAAUCGCUCUUCGAGCAUCACAAGGCCUUGGACGAGAAGGUCCGUGAAAGGCUGAGAAUCGCUUUAGAAAAGAAUAGCACCCUUGAAGAAGAGCUCGAAGGCACUCGCGACGAGCUGAACAAGUUCAAGUCCGGUCAGAUUGUAGUCAAAUCAGGGGACGACGGGGAGGAGCGAGAGAAUGGCGAGAACGGAGCCGACGAUGCCAAUAGCAAUUCAGACAGCAAUUCCACCUCAGGAACUGCCACCACCACCACCACCACCACGACCGUCAAGAAGGUCAAUGGCACCUUGGACCCCGAGGUCCUGGAGCUGCGGCGCCAAAUCGAAAAGCACGCCAAAGAUCUGGGUCAAUCCCAUCGGAGCUUGUCCGAUUUGCGAUCCCAGAAGGCCGAGAUGGAGGAGAAGAUAGGCCAGCUGAACAAAGAGCUGAACAGUGCGCAAGAACUGAUCAAACGACUCGAAAUUGACCUGAAGGAAAAUGUUGCUCAAAAAGAGGAUCAAGAGGAACGCAUCGCCACUCUCGAGAAGCGUUAUCUGAACAGUCAACGAGAGGCCACGAUGCUGCACGACUUGAACGAAAAACUCGAGCAGGAGAUCAAGAAUAAGGAAGAACAAUACGUGCUCUCUCAUGACAAGAUCAAGGCCAUCACCGAGAAGCUAGACAUCUCCGAGCAAAAGCUCAUCGAAUUCGCCUCCAUGCCCGAUAUCGAGGAACAGCUCAAAGAUCGCAUGGAGGCCUUGACCCAGGCCCAAGAGAGACAAGGCACGGCCGAGGAAAGAGUCCAAAGGUUGGAGAGCCAAUUGGAGGAGAAGAGUGCAGACGUGCUCAAGCUCACGCAACGCCUGAAAAUGAACGAGGAGCACAACCAGCGAUUGUCAGCUACUGUCGAUAAACUUCUGUCAGAGUCCAACGAGCGUCUUCAAGUCCAUUUGAAAGAGCGAAUGCAUUCACUCGAGGAGAAGAACCACCUGAGCAAUGAGCUUGAGCGAACCAAGAAGAAAUUGGAGGAUGUUGAACAACAAAGGGUGGACAUCCUUAAGGAGCUUCAGCGUGCUCGAUUGGAAGUGGAAAAUGUCAAGCGACAAAUGCUGCAGCAAGAAAUCCAUCACAACAUCCAGCAGACCGAAGCUCUAACCAGGAACUUGUCCCCCGGUAAUGUGGACAUGGGUGAUGGAGGCAGUAGCGGCGGAACCUUAACUCGUCGGAGCGUCAAGAAUUCCAAUGCCAACACACCCCUGGAUGAAGGGUGGAAGCAAGGGAGGAAUUUCUCGGCCCAUAACAGCAACGUGGGCAACUUUGAGUCGUUCGAAGGCGAUGUGGAGGAUAACGAUAGCAUUUUCACCGAUGUCAUGUCACCGUCUGGGCAUACGGAUGCUCAAACCUUGGCAUGUAUGCUCCAAGAACAAUUAGAUGCCAUCAACAAUGAGAUCAGACUCAUUCAAGAAGAGAAGAUGACAACGGAACAGAGAGCCGAGGAACUAGAGUCUCGUGUGGGCAGUGUAGAGCACAUGAAUCUCCUGCUCCAAUCUCACUCACAGCACGGCUCGUUCGCCAGUUCCUCGUCCCAUUCCCAUCACCACAGUGGCCAGCCUCUGGGCGUUCCUCCCCAGCCCCCACCACGAAGUGGGCGGCCCUCGGCCGCAGUUCAGCCCUUCGAGCCCUCUUCGCCGCCCAUGAGUGGGCGGAGCACUCCCAAAGCGUCUCUAAUGAGCGGAGUUCAUCAUGGUCAUCAUAAUGAGCCAUACAUGCACAAAUAUCAUACGCUUCACUUGUCGACCCCCAGUCAGGAAAUCAACCGAGAAGAGGCUGAGAGCCAACGCCGGAUCAUGGAUGGAAGUCCACCAACGCCGCGAUCUCUCAGACUCGAUCGAGUGGCUCAACUCUCCGUCUCCCAAGAGGAACUUCGAAGAACCUCCAUGGAGGACAGUUCUCACUCCACACCUUCUCCAAUGUCGUCUGCGGCUAGUAGUCAAGAUUCGCUUCACCGUGGCGCCGGAUUCAAUCACCACACCUUGGCCGGUACGGGUCAAUACGGCUACUAUCAAGCGGGCAAUCCCAACGUUCCAAUGUCUGCGGCUGCCGUAGCGGCUGCCAAAAAGAAGGGUGUCAAGUCCACUCUGGGUCGGAUCUUUGGCAAGAAGGACAAGCAAUUGAAGGCCAUGAAAGUAGCUGGUGGAGCCUAUGUCACGGGUCCGAUUGUGAACUCUCCCUCGGGAGGCUUCCAGCCCAUGAGUUCGAACUCGUCGACCAUUUCCUAUCAUCCAGCCUACAGUAGCGGUCCGGGACCAUCGGCCAUGGAGUGUGAUAUCCCAUCCUCGGACAGCAUGGGUGCAGGUCUGGGAGGCUUGGCCGGCAAAGGCGAUUUCGACCGGCGAAGGAAGAAGAAGCAUGAGCUACUUGACGAGGCCAUGAAAGCGGGAACUCCUUUUGCCUUGUGGAACGGUCCCACCAUCGUGGCUUGGCUGGAGCUGUGGGUGGGCAUGCCUGCGUGGUACGUGGCCGCUUGUCGAGCCAACGUCAAGUCUGGUGCCAUCAUGUCUGCGUUGUCGGACACCGAGAUCCAGAGGGAGAUCGGGAUCUCCAACCCUCUUCAUAGGCUGAAGUUACGUUUGGCCAUCCAAGAAAUGGUCUCGCUGACCAGUCCGUCGGCCCCGCCCACCUCCAGGACCACUCUAGCUUAUGGAGACAUGAACCACGAAUGGAUUGGCAACACGUGGCUCCCAACUUUAGGUCUCUCUCAGUAUCGCACGACGUUCAUGGAGUGUUUGGUGGAUGCACGGAUGUUGGACCAUCUCACCAAGAAAGAUCUUCGCACGCAACUCAAAUUAGUGGACAGCUUCCACCGAACCAGCCUCCAAUACGGGAUCAAGUGUCUCAAACUUCUCAACUACGAUCGCGACCAGCUGGAGAAUCGCCGUCGAGCUUCCGAACACGAAAUCAAAGAUGUCCUGGUGUGGUCCAAUGAGCGGCUCAUCAAAUGGGUCAUAAGCAUUGGUCUAAAGGAUUAUGCCAACAAUCUAAUUGAAUCUGGUGUCCAUGGUGCUUUGAUCGCCCUGGACGAGGGCUUUGAUGCCAAUGGCAUCGCACUAGCCCUACAAAUACCGACUCAAAAUACUCAGGCCCGGCAGUUGUUGGAAAAUGAAUUCGAGAAUCUCCUUCGUCAAGGCACGAGUCGUGAGCCCGGUAUUGAACCCCCUCCGUCACGCCCAGCCUUGUUGCCCUAACACCACACAUUUUCCACGAAUCGAGGUUGGCCUUGAUUCCCAACCAAUGAAGGCUGUGAUUGUUAAGCUGAAAAAAUCCUCAAUGAUGUUGACGACGCCGACGACAACAGCAACAACAUCAGCAACAUCGUCAUCAACAACAAGUUUGGAAUACGAGGCGACCCUAUCCCCUAUUGAACUAUUUUAAACCAAUGCGGUUGAAAGGAAGACUGGUUUGAUGGAAAGGUAGCCUGUGCGAAAAGACAACACGAGAUAGAGAACCAUAUUGUUCGUAGAUCCAAUGAAAGCGCAUAAUAAUUUGGUGUUCAAGACAGGCCAAGGUGUGAGGGGAUUACAUUUUUUUUUCUCGACUUUGGUCUGAAAUGGGUUUUGUGGUGACACUUGAGUACAAUGCACUUUGCAUCAAACUGUCUCCUGCGGAGACUCAUUCACAUACAACAAGCCUUUCCAUCACUCGAGUCUACCGAGUUGCAUUGUCAUUCAAAAGCGCUUUUGUUCCGUGAUUAAUUGUUGUAUCUGUUCACCUCCGCGAUGCUUGGUUUUUACUCGUUUUUACUCGUUUUUGGUGCCAUUUUUAGUCCAAAUAUGACCUUUCUCGUAGAAGUGGGUUGCAACACCUUUAGUAGUUGAAGCCAUGUUCCCAUGAGAGCUAGGUUAUUACUAUUAUCAUAUAAUUAUCAUUAUUACAUUACUAUCUAGUAUGGUCCCGAUAUCUCUAUUUUCUCAUGCUUGUUCACGUUUGCCGAGCAAUCCGGAUAAAACUCAAUCUCGACCUAAAGUGACCCUUCAAGUGUCUUACGCAUCUGUUUUCUGUACUACCCGAUAAUACUGUACGUACACCAACGCAAAGAAGAAGACAAGCCUCUCUCUCGCAAUUUGCAAUUUAAAAGCCAGUAAUGAUGUCAGAACGAGAACCAUUUUCCAGCUAAACGAAAUCAACCCUCCCCGCUCCUUCCCCUCCUUGAUCAGCAUUAUAAUUACUGUUACCAUUACAAAUGCUGUUAUUAUUGCGAAUCAAUGCUGCUACGAUUAUCGCUGUCCUCAAGAUCAGUUGGACCGCUAUCAAAUCUCAAGUCUCCCUAAAACUCCCUAGAUGAAUUCAAACUCCAAAGUAAUGAAAAUCAAUUGUGCGCAACUUUCGGAAACCGCAUUGUGAGAAAUCAACUCGACUCGGUCUGGUUGUUUUCUCCGAAUUCAUUGAAAAUUUAUUAGUCAACAUAUCAAGCAAGAAAAAAAAAAGAAAUAAAAAUAUAUAUCGACCGAA